Saccoglossus kowalevskii is the source of this 605-nucleotide messenger RNA. RefSeq names its product girdin-like. The record is from RefSeq and is a predicted model, not a curated record. Gene Ontology annotation, molecular function: microtubule binding; dynein light intermediate chain binding. Gene Ontology annotation, biological process: cytoplasmic microtubule organization; cytoskeleton-dependent intracellular transport. NCBI's taxonomy places the organism in Eukaryota, Metazoa, Hemichordata, Enteropneusta, Harrimaniidae. Gene Ontology annotation, cellular component: cytoplasm; centrosome.
AUGGCAGUCGCAGCUGAAUUCAUGAAACACCCUCUAACAGUCUGGGUGGCAGCAUUCAAAGACGAUGGCAAACAAAUGGACUUCAAUGACCUCGCUGACGGUGUAUUCCUUAACGACAUUAUGUUGCAAAUUGACCCUCGACCUACCAAUAUUAGGGUCAACCGAGAGGUCAAUGGGGAUGUCAAUCUACGAAUCCAAAAUUUGGAUACAGUUAUGAGGAAUAUUAAAUCCUAUUAUCAGGAUAUACUGCAGCAAUUGAUUGUGAUGAGUUUACCUAAUAUCCUGGCUAUAGCAAAAGAACCAGACAGUGAGACCAGUGUACGAGAACUUCAUAAGUUAUUACUUUUAAUGUUGGGUUGUGCUGUACAGUGCGAAAGAAAAGAAGUAUUUAUUGAGAAAAUAAAGCAAUUGGAUAUUGAUGUUCAGCAUGCUAUUGUUGGCCAUAUACAAGAGAUAACUGACAAUACUGGAAAUGUGUUCUGUAUGCAAUGGAGUGAGCUGACUGAAAUCCCACUGGAACAGCUGGACGCCUUAGCUAGAAACAUGUUUGAACAUCUUAAGAGAGUUGUCAAAGAGCGUGAUGAUUAUGCUGAGGUAAUCAUAAG